This is a messenger RNA of Cheilinus undulatus (humphead wrasse), 4274 nucleotides long. It is a transcript of the gene tmem120b, whose product is annotated as transmembrane protein 120B. Gene Ontology annotation, cellular component: membrane. Gene Ontology annotation, biological process: fat cell differentiation. Lineage: Eukaryota; Metazoa; Chordata; Actinopteri; Labriformes; Labridae. The transcript is spliced from 12 exons. The record is from RefSeq and is a predicted model, not a curated record. The coding region runs from base 57 to 1073 and encodes 338 amino acids.
CUCGAGGUGAAUCUGUGUGAAGCCGUCCUCUUUGCUACAUCAGCGACUGUACCACAAUGUCCAAACCGAAGUUUCAGACAGAUUGGGAGGAAAUUGACGAGGAAUAUCAACAAUUACAGGAAACCCACAAAAUAUACAGACAAAAGCUUGAGGAGCUCACCAAUCUUCAGGCGACGUGCAGCAGCUCCAUCAGUAAACAGAGAAAAAGCCUCAAAGACCUACGGCUCAGUUUGACCAAGUGUGGGGAAACGUGUGAUGGAAAAGACUUAGAACUAAUAAAGGACAUCAAAACACAAAUAAAAGAAAAAGAAAAUGUCUUCUUUGAUAUGGAGGCAUAUUUACCAAAGAAAAAUGGGCUCUACCUGAAUUUGGUUCUUGGAAAUGUGAACGUAACUCUCCUCAGCAACCAGGCAAAAUUUGCAUACAAAGACGAAUAUGAGAAGUUUAAGCUUUAUAUGACGAUAAUCCUGAUGUUUGGAGCAAUAACCUGCCUCUUCUUUCUCAACUGUCGAGUCACUGAUGAAAUUUUCAACUUUUUGCUGGUGUGGUACUAUUGCACAUUGACUAUAAGGGAAAGCAUCCUAAUGAGCAACGGCUCCAGGAUCAAAGGUUGGUGGGUUUCUCACCAUUAUGUAUCGACCUUUCUGUCAGGUGUGAUGCUCACCUGGCCAGAGGGGCCUAUGUAUCAGAUGUUUAGGAGCCAGUUCCUCGCUUUCUCCAUUUAUCAAAGCUUUGUUCAGUUCCUACAGUACUACUACCAGAGUGGCUGCUUAUACCGGCUGCGAGCUCUGGGAGAGAGAAAUCAGCUGGACCUCACAGUGGAGGGAUUUCAGUCAUGGAUGUGGAGAGGCCUCACAUUUCUUUUGCCAUUUCUCUUUUUUGGCCAUUUUUGGCAGCUGUACAACUCAGUGACCCUGUUUCGUUUGGCAGGACAUGAGGACUGUAAGGAGUGGCAGGUAUUUAUGCUGGCGCUGACAUUUCUCGUCCUAUUCCUUGGAAAUUUUCUCACCACGUUAAAAGUUGUUCACCAAAAGAUUCAGAAAAACCAGGAUAAGGUGCAAAAAAAUGACUGAGAACAAAAGUCAGCCACAUACUUCAGAUGCAGCAAACGGCCAGUAAUUUUCAAGCAACACGCACAAUCGCUUCACAAACUGACCACGGUACGAUCAAGCCGCGAGGACACAAAGCCGCUCUUCCUCUCAGGCUUUGAUGACGACAGCAGCAGCGUCCAGCCAAAGUUUCCGGCCAGCAGGCUUUUUUUUUUUGUUUUUUUUGUUUUGUUUUGUUUUGUUUUUUUUAAUUGCUUCCGAUGAGCUGUCGUCGACUUUGCUGCACAGUCGUCACAUCUCAGAAUGGCCUCACGUGCUAGAUGAACAGUGUGUCGCUUUCUCCUGUACAUAGAGGAAAGAAUGUGUGUUUUAUUUGGGUGUUUGUGUCAGUGCAUGAGAGCCUCUGUUCAAAUCAUAUGCAACUAAAAGAGAGCAGGUAGCAUCGAGUGAAGGACCAGAACGUAGUUUGCCUUUGAAGACCUAAAGUCUGUUGUGUACAUGCUUCAUACUUCUGUGAAGUAGUGAUGGUCAAACUGUCUCUGGCUUCAACAAAGCUGGUCAACUUGGCAUCGCGCUGAAACAACUAUGUUUUAUGUAGUUCUCAAAGUCCUGAUGUGCUAUUUCACUGCUCCCCAGUAUUUUUAACCUUUAGCCACUUAAGGUAAGUAUAGGUCCACAUCAUUGACUGUAUAUUAAUAUGGACAACAUCUCUCUGUCUAUUGUACAAAAGUGAAGCCAAGAUAUAAUGGGCACAGGCGUGUUACACUGUCGAUGCAGUUUAGAGCCAAGACACUUGAAGAAGGAAGGUGGCAGUGCUUGAAUAGCAGAAUUUAUGCCUAUCCUCUCCAGGUAGCCUGAAGCACAAAUUUACUGAUGAAACAUCAGGAUUCCCCUAGGUCAGUACAGUCCACAGUUAGAGACGCUCCUAGCAACUGAUGUCGUUGUCAGUAAAAUGUUGAUUUUAAUUCAGACAAAAUAACUGGUCCAAAGCAAGAACUUUUGGAAUUUUGCAAUAAAUACUGUCAGAUUGGCUUGAUGAGUGCAGCUAGCGUUAGCAGUGCUAGCACCACUGUUUUCCUCUACCCUAACCCUAAAUGUCCACAGACCUGUGCUGAAUGUGGUUCUCCGCGUCAGUUGCCACCCCACAUACAAGUUUAUCUCAAUAUUCUAGAUCGAAAUACUGCCAAAUAUAAGAUGCCAUCCAUAUAACAUACUUGUUUACAUCAGGGCAAUAGAGCUAGCACUAGAGCCAGGCUCAUUAACCUGAGCUACCGCCAGUAUGUUCAGCACAUGGAAAUAUUAAUAAUUCGUUCAAACAACCAUUGAUUUUAGUACUGUCUGGCAUCAUUUAACCCUUUUGCCGACUGGCUGCAUAAAUCCUUGGUUCCCAGUAGAAUAUUUUCUGUGUCAGUUUGCAUAAGAAGCUCAUGUUUAUCAGGCUGAAAUGCAGCAAGGAGCCACAUUCAUCAACAUAGAUGUCAGUAUGAAGGUUACAUCUUGUCUUUUUCAUCAGAUCAGUUUAAUCAUCAUGAUUAUAAACUACCGCAACAGAGUUGAGUUUAACAAAGUUUAAUUUCAUUUGUAUAAUAUCGUUAUGGUUAGACCCAUGUCCCAUCUGGUAACAUGGAUCAGGUGGGAGUUGUAGCGCAUAUUGCAGCCAGUCAGCAGAGGUUGCUCCGGUUCAGAUGCAAGCCUACAUACAAGUUUAUCUCAAUAUUCUAGAUCAAAAGACUGCCAGAUACAAGAAGCUAUCCAUUAGCAUGCUUGUUUACACCAGGGCAAUAGAGCUAGCACUGGAGCUAUGCACAUUAACCUGAGCUACAGCCAGUAUGGCCAGCACCUAGAAAUAUGAAUAAUCUGCUAAAGCAACACUUAAUUCUGAUACCAACUUGCAUGCCUGACUUUUUUUUUUACCCUUUUAUUGUCCAGCUGCGCAGAUCCUUAGCUCACAGCAGAACAUUUUUCUGUGCCAGUUUGCAGCUGGUGCUCAUGUUUAUGGAAAGACAACAGAAUCCAGUUUGGUAAUGUUUAAAUUGGCGUCGGUACCAUGGCCCAGCUGGGAUUUAUAGCGCAAGUUUCAGUCAGUCAGCAGGUGGAGCGCUGAAUAUUUUGGCUUCACUCCCAUCCAACUUCUGUUCCGUCCAUCUUAAUAUACAGUCCUCAAUUUUACGAACAGAAAUCUGAUACUUACUGCCCAAAAUGAAAAUUUCAGGAACUUUUGCUGUUAUUUUUGUACGUCUGUAGCAGAUUUUUGUUGUUUACUAGUUUUACAUUCGUCUGACUUUAAGGGAAUGCAACACAAAUCUUCCCUUCAGGCAGCGGUUACAAAAGCCAUAAAUGAUUUUUAGUAUCCUCUAAUGCCUAAACUGGGUAAGCUGAAUAAGUCAGAUGAAUACAGACACAAAAUCCUGUACUGUCUCAAAGGAAGUCAUCUUGUCGAACCAUUUCUAGCUGUAACACUUUUAUGUUCUCACUAACAUAAUGCGAACCGUUUAAUAAGAAACAUAAUCUUUCAUGGUUAAGACUGUAAGUGUGUCACAUUUUGUUACAAAAAAGGGAUCUGAGAUGUUCACAGUUUGAUUUUUCAAAACUGUGCUGACAAUACUUGACACUUGUACUUCCCUUCUUGUUGUAUGAUGUUGCAGAAAUGAUCAAAUGCUGCUAUUAGUGCUGGUACUGUAAGAUAAGGAUGCAAGAUGAUAAAAAUGUGCUGGAUUAUGUUUCAAAAUCCACUAAAUCAUAAGCCUAUUAAGUUUUUAACAGCCAAAAAUUUUUGGCGUUUGCUCUAUUUCACUGUCUGUUAGCCUGGAUCAUGUUACAUGAGGGAUUUUGUGCUUGUUUAAACACCUCUUUUUGUCAUGUCCCCAAUGCCUUAUUGUACCCUCAGCAUGUCACAACAAAAGAAAAAUGAAGAGUUGUGUUACUUUUUUCACUGUCAUGCCCCACAAAGCAAUCAUGCAUAAGAAAAUCAUAGUUUUCAUGUUUUCACUGUAAUUUUUUUUAGCUAAAUGAAGCUCAGUGAGUCAAAAAUGAAGUUGCAUUUGAUACUACAGCUGCCAGAAUGCACAAAAUAUUUUGUUUUCUUAUUUUAUGAUGUAGCUAAUGUUACAUGUUUCCAUUGAUCAAUUCAACACUGUAACAGGUGCCUGAGUCUGAUCAGUAAUCCGAGACAGUUUCUCAAUCUGUGUACAUUGUUGUUUAAAAAAUAAUAAAACCCUAAAUGAA